UUGUAUUUUUGCUCUUAUUACAAUCGUAUCUUAUAAGGUAAUUUAUUAGAUCAUUAGAAUCUUAUUAUUCGAUGGAUUUUCCUUUGCAAUAAUGUUGUUUUACCAUUUAAGGGUUUUACGGUGUAAAAGGUAUUCCUUGGUAAUUACGUACGAUAAAUGUAUAGUUCUUAAUAUAUAUAAAAAUGAUAUAUAUCGUGAUAUAUAAUACGUAUCGUGAUAAUUAAUGGUAUUACAGUACAGUUACGGUAUAAUACAUUACUUAGAAUAAUUAACGUGAAUAACGUUUAUGAUUCGUUACAUGAAUAAUUUAUUAUAUCUUAAGAAUUGAAAAAUAGUUAGUGCAUCUUCGGUAAUUGUUAGGAAAUAAUAGAUAUAUACAGUAUAUUUUUACGUAUUUAAUAGAAUAUACAUUUGGAGAUUUUCUAAUCGUUGUUAAAGUUGUUCAAACGAUAUAUUAUGUAAUACACAGUAGGUAAAGUACCAAAUUUAAUAUUGUAUCGUAUGAAAAUAAUGCCACAUACAUCGUGUAACUACCAACGUAAGCACCUGAAGUUACACACUAUCGUUAAAUAUUCUUCUUUUCAAACGACGUUUUAAAUCUUCUAAGCAAGGUGUAGUUAAACCACAUGGAUAUCUAAAUGACGACAAAUUUGAAAUAUUCAGAUCCAUAUUAUAAUUAUCUCACGUAAGUAUCUGCUGUACAUUUGCCACAGUGUAAAUGUAGUUUUCACUGAACCAUUUUAAUGGUACCGUUUAUUCAAGAGCGCCGAGAUUCAAGAAACACAUUUAAAAGUCGCUUGAUUUAAACGUCCAUUAAGACAGACUUUUUCGAAUAAUUCUAUCAUUUCUCAUCACGGUAAUUGCCACUUGCGCGGUAGACGCAUCGUUUAAGAAACGAUAUUUACAUUUGUACGCGAUUAUAAUUAAUCGUUGCUUAUGAUCGAAUCUAAGAAACUUUUUGCCAAGGAACGAGUUUGUCUCGCGUCGUUAGUGCCUGAUGAUCAGAAGACGCGUAUCUGUUUCGGUUUUUACUCGAUUCAACUCCCUGAUAGUUUUGGAAUAAGUUACCGUUGGCUUUGGUGACACUUACAAAUUACCCAGGGAUAUAAGAAUUAAUGACUUUAGUCCUGGCUCCACUACUCGUACGUUGUUUAUGGGAAAUCUAUGUAUCUCUCCGUGAUGAAAUAAUACGUCUCUCCCACAUACUACGAAUAGUUUAGGUGCACGAAACACUAAGAAAUUAUCGCGUCAGUGUGAGGAGAUGCCUCGAACUCCACGAGACCGGAUAUAUAAUUUCGAACCUAAACUUUGUAUUAUUAUUUUUAUUUUUAACAUCUAUUUGUUAAUAUCCAAUAAUUGGGGAAUUAAAUAUUCUACAUUAUUUUACACUAUCUACUAUUUCUCGUGAACAUUGCCCACAUGAGGAUUUAAGUAAAAUCAUUGGUAACGUACUAAGUACUGUUUAGGACUGGGAAGAUUUGUAUUACUUACUUUCAGGAAUGUGGUAAAUUAUACGCAUCAUUCAAAAAAAUUUUUUAAUUGCUGAAAGAUUUACGAUAUCCAUGAACAAAUUAAUAUAAAAGUGCGUCAUAAUUAUAGCACCGUGAACUGUUAUUACUAGCGAAUAAUUAAAUUGAAGACCUCCUUUAUUCGGUCAUUGUAAUUAAAAAUUACGAAUAUCUUGCAAGUAAAAAUUAUCUCCAACAGCAAUCAUUUAUACAUUUAAUCAACGCCAAUUUUAGCUCGAGUUAAAUUCAAGUUCUAAGAACCAAAGAAUAAUAAACCAGUAAAUAACACGAAAACCACGAAAUAUAUUUAAAUAAUUUAUACACGCUAUGAAAUAAACGUAGAUAUUACAUGAAACGAAGUAUAUUCUUUGGUAUCGUGUUUCAAUAUUCAAGCAGUAAUAAAACGGUAAUUUUGCGACAUUUUAACACAACGGAAAAUCAAGCUGUACAACAGCGGAAGAGCUGAUCUCGCGUAACUAAUGCGAUCAAGAGAUUUGUACUGCGAUUUAUUCGCCAAGACAAAUCAUCAUGCCGUGGCACGCGUGCUCGUAGCUCGCGUCCGGUUUUAUUCGCGGAUGCUCGAGUCGAUGAAACAGAGAAUCGUCUGGGAAAGGACGUACUCGGGAUCUCAUGAAAGGAUGCCACGGGGAAUUAUUAACGUGGGAUCUAUCUGGCGAAUCGCAGAAGUAGUAAGUUGGGGACACCGUUACGGCGCCGCGGCGAUACGAACAAGCCCGUAACGUAACCGAUCGUUCGAAGCAUUCCAACUUUGAGACAUUGCAAGAAUGUCUAGCUCGCCUACCUUUCGAACGAUCCUCGUUAAAAACUUCGUGCACAUAAAUAGACAUGUAUGUGAUACUCGGAAGAUAGGUUUCGUGCAUUCUACGUUCGGUAUUUGUAAUCUUUCACAGGUUCGCGAGCAAUAAUUCCUGCAUACUAUGGGAACUCCAGCGAGAUGACCCUGCGUAUCCGGGAACGAUCAUAGGAUGAUUGUUAUCUCGAUCGGUUUAAACGGCAAAUAAUUGAUGGCACGCGGAAGGUUUGAUUUUUCAUGCACCAAAAUCGGAAGCACGUGAGAACCUUGUUGCGAACUAUAACACGCGACAAACACAAGAAUAGCAGUUACAAUGUAAAUAACCGUGCUGACGAUAAUGAUUACGUCAUCAACGAUAGAAACGACCGUCGUGACGAUAAUCGCGUCGUAAUCUUUUAUGUGCAUUACAUAGAGUUGAUAGGCGUGCCAAUUAAAGGAUAUUGGUACAUGUCAAUCAGUUGCGUGGUCGAUUCUCGGCCGACUAACGCUAAAAAUCUAAGGUAAAGAAGAUACGUAUGUAUAUAGGUCAGGCUGCUUUUAUGUCUUCGCUAUAAUUAGUCAAUUAACAUUUCCUGUUCACAGAAACAACCGCAUUAAAAUUUAUGAGGUAAAGAACAUUUUCUUCGAAUUGUGUUUACAAUCUCAUUCAUAUCUCCAUUCUCCUGCAUGGUAAAGCAUUUCGGACUAUUAUUUCAUAUAGACAUUAAUCGGUAUAGACGUACCGUUUCUCACGAACUACAAAAAUACGUAUUGUAUGUAGUAAACUUCUCGGGGCCAAAGAAUAACGAAACGAUACGUUAAAAAGGAAUUCGACAAAACGGAGCAUAACGAAUUUUGUAUCUGUACUUUAAUUCGAAUGCUAUUCGCAUGAUUUUACGGCAUUCUUGCGCUCAUCGAGUUUGCUUUCGCCGAUCGUUCCGCGAGAAUAAACACGAAACGGUAGCCAUUCGAUAAUAGCCACGAAUCAUUAACUGUGACUCUGUUAACGCAUUAGCAGUGGAAAUUGUUAUCGGGGUAUGCCCCGAUGCAGAUUCGAAUCGAUCGCAAUGAGAUCCAUUUCAGUUUGUAAGCGUUGCCACUGCGUUAAUUAAAACAUGCUUAGCGAUACGGCAUUCUUAGUAUCCAGUCGACACGCUGUCUACUACACACGUCGACUCACGAACGCCGCUGACGUUCAACUAUAUUAUUCGUAAUCUGUGACGUGCCACUUACGCGUACAACACAGUAGUAAACUCAAUUUUAAUUAACGUCGUCCGCAUAACAGCGUCGUACUCAGCUGUUCGCCGAUAUACGCCAGCUGGUUUCUUCCUUUUGUUUCGUGUAUUACGAUGUAAGCCUAACAAUUGGCAACGUGACGUCGCGACGUGUACAUCGAUGAUUAUGUAAAUACAGUCGACGAGAAUAACAAGUGGACAAGUAGCGGAAGUAUCAAUGAAUUUUAAUCGAACUGAUUUAUAGUUUAUAUACUUCAGUUUUAUUUAUUACAUAUGCUCUUAGUAUUAUAAGUUAUUUAGUGAAAAAUCGAAAUUAAUACUUACAUUUUUGUAUAAACAAGCCAUAUUCGACGAAACUUCAUUGAUACCUACUUCCAUUACGUGUCCAUUUAUUUUUGUCCCCUUCAUAAAUAUUUAACAAAUGAGUAUUGAAAUUAGAUCUACGUAACGAUCUACGUAAUGUAUAUAACUAAUAAAUUGUAUCGAAAUGUAAUAAGAAAAAGGAAGCGUGAAGAAGCAUAUUUCCAGAAAUUAAAGUUAGGUCGAUUCAUAGAGUUCGACAAAAACGGUACCCUUGUGAGGAUUAAGUUCUUUAAAAAUUACCAGUUACUAAUCUACUUCGAUGAGACAACAUUCAAGACUAUGAAAAAGCGUCGAACCGCUCGUUAUAGUCGAUAGUCGAAGAAUAAAAAACGGUCAAAGACCGUUGAAAGCUGAGGCUGGAAGGAAAACAAAAUAAAUCGCUUGGGACAGUCGUAACGCCACGAUCAUUUGGUUAUUAAGAGAACAAGGUUGUAAGGCGGUCGCUGUCAAUUGAAAGCUCUGUGAAGCGAUGCAUUUAAUUUGACAAAAAACAGUAGACUCGGCAAGCCGCUGAUCAGCUCCGACUCGAUUUGCCGUUGAGAUUUGCUUCGAGCAAAAUCGUGACGCAACGACCGCUAAAAAUUUAUUAUCGACUCUCGUGACAAUCGUAAAGCUAAUCGCUGAAUCAUCGACGGUUGGUCCAUUAUACAGUCAAUGAUUGAUGUGUACCGCCGAUUGUAACGUUGAAAAUCCAUCGGCUUAAGCUACUCAUAAAUGGCUUACCGCGAAAAUGGACCACAGUCGUCGAGUUUUAUGAAUGGUUGCGGAGAACAGGUUUCAGUCUGGAUACGCGAUCGUUAAUUUUAUUUUUAUCUCGCGAACGUUUUAUUUUCCUUUUAAUCCCGGAUACCCAUAUCGCUUUAACCAGCGCGUUUCAUUUUCCCACGCAUGAAAUUGAAAUCUCAAAUCGAUCAAUUCGCUCGUCUAACAUGAAUCGGCACCAGAUACCCAAGGUUGAAUUAUACGCUCCUUUUACUUGUUUAUUGCUAGCCAUCCGAAUGACAUAGCAAAUAAAAUGAAGCAGACGAUCGGUCUUCCCUGUAAUUAUCAUUUCCUCUCGUUCGUUUAGCUUCACCCGAAGGUGAUACGGAUCGUGGAGCGAAAUAUAUUACGGAGCAAAAUACUGACUACUCUGAUUGAUCGUAGGAUUUGCUGUACGCAAAGGCAGUAUUAGAGACGUGAUCAAAGGAACGAGGAACUGGCCGAACCGAAAAGCGUAUCUCAUCGUGAGAGGCUGGGACCUCCAGGAUGCCAGGGGUGUGGAGGUUGCUACGUAUGCUGAUCUAUAUGGUGGUUGGCUUGAAGAGCGUUGGUAGCAAUAGCGACAUUUGGCCGCUAGAAAGGCCAGAGGGAAUGCCAGCCAUACAAUCUCUCGAGGUGAUGUGUGGAAAGGAUCACAUGGAUGUACAUCUCUCGUUCUCACAACCCUUCGAGGGCAUCGUCUCGUCCAAAGGCCAACACGCCGAUCCGCGAUGCGUCUACGUUCCACCGUCCACUGGCCAGACUUUCUUCUCCUUUCGGAUAGCCUACGCGAGAUGCGGUACCAAGCCGGAUAUGCAUGGACAGUUUUAUGAGAACACUGUUGUCGUUCAGUACGACAAAGAUUUGCUCGAAGUCUGGGACGAAGCCAAACGACUGCGAUGCGAAUGGUUCAACGAUUACGAAAAGACUGCUUCGAAACCGCCAAUGGUUAUCGCGGAUCUCGACGUAAUACAGUUAGACUUCAGAGGCGACAACGUGGAUUGUUGGAUGGAAAUUCAACAUGGCAAGGGACCAUGGGCACCUCCGGUUUCCGGAAUAGUACCGCUCGGCUCUACUCUCACCCUAGUCGUCGCUAUAAACGAUUAUCGAGGAGAAUUCGACAUGCGCGUCAAGUCGUGCGUGGCCUCGGACGGCGGUGGACACACGAUACAGCUGAGCGACGAGUUCGGAUGCGUGCUGAGGCCGAAGAUGAUCAGCCGAUUCUUGAAAGCACGGGGUUCCGACGAUCGGGCGACGGUCAUCACUUACGCCUUCUUCCACGCGUUCAAGUUCCCGGACGCGUUGAGCGUGCACAUCAAGUGCAAGGUUGAGAUCUGUCGUCACGGCUGUUUGGAUCACUGUCAGCUCAGUGGAUCCGUUGGCCACUACAUUCAAGAGCGCAAGGAUCAGAUACGACCGCAAUACCCGCAAACCACGGUACCGCCCACCGUUCACAACGACGAGGACAACAGUGCCGACAAGAGCAACGAAAACGUAGGUGGUGGAACCGAGCAAGGUGAUGGCUCCCUUUACGACGACAUUAUUCAAGAUGGUGAUGAGAUGACCUCGAUAGGAGGUCAUUUCUUGGGGGUCGAGAAAUCAGUUCCGAAAGCACAGGCGCAGACAAGCAACCGGCUACCGGCGCCGGUAGUCGAGACACCAAACGAGGAAAUUCAUUUGGAUAACGCUGAUCUUUCAAGACCAUUCGUAGAUCCUCCACGGAUGACACGAUACGAGAGUGAUCAAGACCAAUUCCCGCACGGGCCUCGGAAUCUCGAGGGUGACAGCAGCGCGAUACCCGUGAUACCUCUCUCGUCUGCAAAUGGCAGACGAAAGAGAUCGGUCGUGGUAUCGGAUAGGAAAAUCCGCAGCGCCGAUGUCGGCGUCAGUGGUUUGUACGAGGUGAUCUCCGAAGCCGAUCUAGCCUUUAGCCCGGACACACACGCAGAAGCAGUAACGGUCUUUCAAGGUAGAAUACGCGAGGAAGUAGUUUAUGGUAUCUGCCUGCCGAUGCCCGGUUUCAGCGCGCUGUUUAUCGUCGUGGCGCUUUCUGCAGUCAUUUCCGCGCUUGUCGCCGGCGCGAUGCUGCAUCGGUUGCAAGCGCAACGUGAGGCAGUCGACAGCAGAAAGAACAAUAGAGCGGUUCACUCGACGAACGGUUGGCUACCUUACGGAUUGCUGCGCGUACGCUGCACGACGAGACCAACUCAUCUGGAACAAAUUCAACAAAAACAAACGAAUCCAGUCGCCACGAGUCCUUCGGUCGAGAGAGGUUGACGAUUCGUGACUUUUGUGUCGCUAGUGGGACGCGGCCGUGUACGCUCCAUGAAAGACAAUGUACAAUAAUACCCUGUACAAAGUAUUUUAAGUGCGUCAAAUCACGUGCGACAGGUUCUUUUUGCGAAUGAUUUCGAGACGAUCGUAUUUCCUUCGAGGGAGGAUUCUGUGACGGAAAUUUUUUCAUAGAUUUCCAUGACAACGAUAUUCUCCUUUUUCUUUUCACGCGAACUCGUAAACGAAAGCAUUGCUAGAUGAUUAUCGUCGAGUGGCAAUUAUUGGUAUUGGGUAAGUAAAGAGCAUAAUCACGCAGGAUAAUAUUUGAUCUAGAACGAAUAUAUACAAUUCGCAAGGGAGAUUUCCAUCAAGAGAACAAUGUGACAGCUAUUCGCUGUGAAUAUCGUAGAAAUGAUAUUUCAUUUUAAAUAUUGCGAAUGAUAUUAGCGGAAAUGUUUUGUUUUCUUUGUUCGAUGUUUCAUUAAUCGGAUCAAAGACGAUAGGUGAAAUGCUUUCGGCGCGUAUUUUUUUCUUUAGGUAAUUCGUUAACGAAAAGGUGCGUAUUAGUAUUUUCUAUGAGUCUGUAGAGUACGAAUUAAUGCAAUUAAAAUGAUUUAUUGUUCUAUCGUAAGUCGUAAUAUGCCUUGUAGCAUUGCGCGUCUGUUAUCUAUUUAAUGAUGAAUUCACUAGAGGUGCUGAUAACGAUAUUUGUUAAUUAUAAUAGAAAUCGAACGGCGUUCGAUAUAAUAAAAAUUAGUAUGCUACAACAGUGUAGGAAUGAAUAUAUACAAUUUUGUAAACUAUACGUAGUCUUUAUAUUUUUAUUUAAAAUAUUUCUUUUAGAGAUUGACAUUUUGAUAUUUAUUAUUGACAAAUAAUAAUAAAUAUUGUACAUAAAAGGAGAAUAUUUUUUACAAAAAUUUAAUGUUAAUCUGCCUUUGAAUAAUUUAUAUACAUUCAUAUACUACGAUUAAUGAUGAUGUUAUAUAAAAUUUAUAUACAUAUAUUUUUUCAGAAAGAGAUUAUUUUCUAUUUGUAUCUUUAUAUAGAAUAACAUUUGAAUUACAUUUGUAUAAAAUAUAGAAUUAAAAUGUUUUAUAUUAGUAUUUGGCAAAUAAGAAUUCUACUUGUUAGAUAUAUGUAUUCUCUUCCUUCUCAUGGUCCCUUUUUAGACACGAACCUUUGCUCAUUAUCGAUGAUGUAGGUAUGCCAGAGUUUUCGAUAUCUCGUAUCGUUUGAUUUAAUUACACUGCACUUAUUAAAUAUUAAAGUAAUAGGUAUUGAAAUAAUCGUAACAUCAGAGAAAAUGUGGAUGUCUGAGUCCGGGCGUUCUCGAUACGAUGCAUCGAUAUCAUUAAGAGAAAGUUAUUACGUUGCCUUACGCAUAAUAUGAAAUCAAUAUAGAAUAAACCGAAUUACAUAAACUAAUAAAACCUAAUAAUUAUCUGGUUUUUCGAAUAAUCGUUAGUUUCGAACAUUGCACGGAAGACGUGAUCGCGUAUUGAAUGAAAUGCGUUGGAUUAUCAAAACUCUUGGGAAACUUGAAAAUGACAGCACCUCUAGAGUUAGCCCUAAAGAGGCUGAGAAUAACAGCUAACUGAGAAUAGAAACGAUAUCGUAAAUAUUUUCAGGAAAAUUGAAAGAUGCUACUACUAAGCUUAAAUUUUCAUCUGUUUUUAAAUAUUUAUAUUAUUACGUUAGAUUAAUACGAAAAAUCGCGACAUAGUUUAAUGGAUGCCUCGAUAUGUUUAACCUUUCGUUGACAUUUUUAAUAAAGCACAUAUUAGACGUUAAAAGAAUCGAUUUAAUUUUAGAUUGAGAAAUAUAUAUAUAUAUAUAUUUUUUCGAUCCUUCUUUUGUUAGUGUCAACUGAAGGUUGAAAAUUCCAUGAAAAUCGAUUGCCUUCUCAGGUUUUUUAAAUAGGUGACUACAUAGUAGGCGAGAUUAUUUAAAAAUCUUUGAAACGCAACGCGCAUUUAGAAUGUCCAGGAAGACAUUUAAUACCAUGAACAAGAUUUUGUUACUAAACUUGAAAUACCAAGUAUAUAUACGUAAUUAUAUAUAUAAAUAAGAAGCGUAUAUUUGGAAGGUUCUAUCGUAAAAAGGGCUUUCCGCUUUAAAAGUAGUUGUGCAAGUACGAAAGCAGAAGGGCAAAGCUUUCUGUACAGGAAAGCAAGAUUUCCUCGUAAUCCCUUCCAUACGUCCUUUUACAUAUUAUAUUUUCACUUCUGUCUUUGUAAUAAAAAAUGAAAAUACUUGUCUUUUGCCUCUUCCUCUAAGAACAGAUUAAUUAAUGAUGCGGUGUUUGGAUAAUUACAUUCUAUAUACUUAUUCGUCCAAACGUUUUGCAAAUCGCCAGAAUAAUUGUGUUAUGCUAGAUUAUUUUAAGUAUAUGUAUACACGUGUAAAAAAAAAAAAGAAAGAAAGAACGUUCUCGUAUUCUUGGAGAAUACAAAAAUUGUUAAAGCAAGUAUCAACAACCACCAAUUAUGUGUGCAACUAUGUGCGAUGCUGGACAACUACCACAAUACUUCGAGCGAAAGGAACAAAGAAUUAAGUCGAUUGUUAAUCGAUAGGUUGUGUUUUUAUUUAAUAUAAAUCAAUGAUAAUGCCAAUAAAUGUAUUUACAGGA
Messenger RNA from Bombus terrestris (buff-tailed bumblebee), 9546 nucleotides. RefSeq lists its product as uncharacterized. NCBI's taxonomy places the organism in Eukaryota, Metazoa, Arthropoda, Insecta, Hymenoptera, Apidae. The record is from RefSeq and is a predicted model, not a curated record. The transcript is spliced from 8 exons. Bases 5148 to 6917 code for a protein of 589 amino acids.